UGUUUUCUAUAUACGCCUACUAAUAAAGGAGUGCGAAAAAUGACAUGAUUGAGGGAUUUGUGUGACUUUUUCUCUCUCCGAAAGAACAUUUUCGUUUGUUUGUUUUUUCUUUGGGAUAUGUGUUAGUGAUUGAAAUUAUGGAAUUUUGGGAUAUGGACGAUCGCAGAGAGAACAGACAUCGUAGUGGGCCAGGUCGCGGUUCGGACUUUGUUAGCGGCAUUGAUAACGAAGCCCUUGAUUUUUCUCAAUUGGAGGACUUUAUAAAUAGCGAAGGCUCCCAAAGUACGAACCCUUAUUUCAACGAAUCUCUCAAUUCGACUCCGCCUUCAGGCAAACUUCUCAAUGUUAUCGUCGAAAACAAACGAAAUAAUGCAGGGCAUUCUUUGCCCGAAAGCCCUCCUGAUAGCAGUUCAGAGCACCCUUAUAGCCCUCAAGAAGGCUGUGAGCCUUCAAUGAACCCUUCUGAGACUCUCUACACGACUUUGGGUCCCAAUAUCUACAAACCGGGCUCGAUAAUUGGUCCCAUGCUAAGCGAUAAUUUAAUUUUGGGCUCACACAUCGUAGUAGCCGAGCAAAACGGGGAUCAGUUGAUCGAAAACGGGAAUAUUCUACAGGAUGGCAGGAUUAUGCAAGAUGCGGGAUUGAUGAUCCCUGAAGAUAAUAGACAGAUUCUGUUGACUAAUGGGGAUUCGAAUCAAAAUUUCACGGAUAGAGGGAUGUAUAAAGGUGAUGAGAACCAUUUGGUACAUUUGGGCUAUAGCCCUGCUAUUGAAAAUAAUUUAUGUGAGCCCAAUUUGGACAACAUACAAACGGUUUACACGAAUUUGCAAAGUGCCCCCAAAAAAAGAAAAUUAUCACAAGAUUCGCCUUUAGUCAAAAGCGAACCAGAACAUUGCUCAACAAGUCAAUUGAGCCCCCCUGGCCCCCUUUCAACGCCACUAGAUGAAGAAUAUGCAUCGUCUGAAGCUUGCCUUUCCGAAUCACAGUAUCAAUGUAUCAGAUUUAGUCCGUUUCAGCAGCCACAAUGGCACGCACUCUGCGAUCAAAGUUUAACAGAAUUGCCAGUACCGCAUUAUAGGGUCGAUGCCGAUAAAGGAUUCAAUUUUUCAAAUGCAGACGAUGCGUUUGUAUGUCAGAAAAAGAACCAUUUUCAGAUAACUUGCCACGUCCAAUUAUUGGGUGACGCACAAUUUGUUAAAACUUCCGACGGAUUCCAAAAGAUCUCAAGCUUCCAUCUUCACUUUUAUGGUGUCAAACACGACUGUCCAACUCAAACGAUACGAGUUGAGCAGAGUCAAAGUGAUAGGAGCAAAAAACCAUUUCAUCCAGUUUUGGUCGAACUUGUAAAUUCACAAGUGACGAAGGUCACUGUUGGCCGAUUACAUUUCAGCGAAACUACAUCUAAUAACAUGCGAAAGAAGGGCAAACCGAACCCAGAACAGCGAUAUUUUCAGUUGGUUGUAGGUCUACACGCACAUACAACUAACGGUAAUUUCCCGGUUAUAAGUCACGCGAGUCAAAAAAUAAUCGUCAGGGCGUCAAAUCCUGGCCAAUUUGAAAGCGACGUCGAAUUGUGUUGGCAAAAAGGUCAGACGCAAGAGGACUCAAUUUUUCAUAAUGGUAAAGUCGGCAUCAAUACUGACCGACCGGACGAAUCAUUGGUCGUUCACGGGAAUAUUAAAGUGACCGGACAUAUUAUUCAACCAAGUGAUAUAAGAGCAAAGAAAAAUAUCGUCGAAUGUGACACUGCUGAGCAAUUACGAAACGUUCAAAAACUGAGAGUCGUCAGGUAUGACUAUGAGCCAUCUUUCGCAUCCCAAUUAAGUCGUGACUCCCAAAACUCGGAUACCGGUGUAAUAGCCCAAGAGGUGGCUAAAAUCCUCCCGGAAGCGGUCAGACCGGCUGGUGAUCUCGUCUUGAAAAACGGCCAAUCCAUUGACAAUUUUUUGGUAGUCAACAAAGAACGUAUUUUUAUGGAAAAUAUCGGUGCUGUCAAGGAAUUAUGUAAAGUAACUGAUAAUUUGGAAACUCGAAUCGAUCAAUUGGAACGAAUAAAUCGUCGAUUAAAUAAACUGAAACGUGGUGAUAGUCUCAAAUCGACUAGUACAGUAAGCAGCUUAAAACAUUCCUAUUCGCAAAAAUGUUCUAAACAUCAUUGUGACCGUGACGAUGAACUAUGUUCGAAUAAAUUUAUCCAAAUUAUUAUCGUCAUUCUGGUCCUCAUAAUGGCAUUUUGUUUGGCCGCUAUCACAACUCUGUACCUGAUGGAAGCAUCACGACACAACCAAUUCGCCCAUACAAACCUCCAACAAACCCAUCGAUCCAUCGUAACAAAAAGACAAAUGAAAGUGCCGAAAAAUCACCAGUCACGACACACUGCGACCGAAUAUCACAAAACGAAUAAUUAUAAAGACGAUGAUGUCACACGAAUCACCAUAGAUCCGAGUUUGACAAAACGGCCUUCGGCUAUCAUCGGUCGACCCCCCGAUUGUCUAUCGAUAGAUCAAGAUCUUGAAAGUAGUCAUCUUUGUCAGAUUUAUUGUUGCGCAGCAACCCAACCGGUAAUUCCCCCACCGGAAUCUCCAAAUUCCAUCUACGGUGACAAAUCCACCAAUCGAACAGUGUUGAAUCUUGAACAAGCGAAAUUAGCCACGCCCUUUCACUCGACGACUAAUGAGAUUGACAAGCGACAAAAACGUGAUGCUUAUGAUUUGACAGGCGAGAUAAGCUCAUUUGACAUGCCAGAUGACCAGAUUUUCCUGAUUAUCGUUCAAGGUCGUAACUUUAAUACUACCUUGACUCAUAAAUAUCUGAUAGCUCAGCCUGAACCUCACAAUUAUUCCUAUUCCGUUCCUAUAUCGAAAUAUAUGCCAGACGAGUUCAUCAAUCUCAUAUUUAGAUCGACUCAAGACACGAUUAAGGAAGUCGAAUAUUGCAAUAACAAUUACAAAGAACGCGGAUGUUCAUUCGAAAAGCCACAAACAAGGCAUAAAGUCAAUGAGCACAGUCCAAGUCAGUUGAUAAGUACUCAAAGUGUCAUUUUUGAAGUCAAUAUGGCCGACUUUCAGUCAAAAAUUAUGACGUACAGGGCGUCAAGUCGCGCCAAUCAGAAUACGUGUAAAUUGAGCAACUCGGAUGAAUUUAUCGAAUAUAAUUUCCAUUUCUACCGGCACUGUGAUGAAUAAACGAUACGUACUACUCAGCAAAAAAGGAAAGUAAGAACAAGAAAUGCAUGACAUUUAUUUAUUUACGUUUUUUUUUUAAAUAUUAUAUUUUUUUAAUUGUUUUAUCAAAGUGUUCGAUGUUACUACAGCAUCACCUAGUUGUAGAAGUUGUACCUGUAUCUGAAAGAUUUGAACACUUUUCUAGAUAGUGUGUAUAAUGAAAAAGCACCAAAAAAAUAUUGUAGCGUUUUUAGUGGAUUAUUAUGACUCUCAUCAUGUACUUAAUUUUUCUUGUCCGUCCAAUAAAUUGUAUAAUGUGUAGAUUAGACUUUUAUCGUAUUGUAAAAUAUUUUCUUUCUCUCUCUCUCUUGUUUGACAUUAAGACAAUUUUUUAUUAUUUUAUAGAGUUAUAAAAUAUAAAUGAACAAAUAGUUUUAGCAUAAAUAUGAUGUAUUAUUGCAAUAUUGUUUUAUUUUUUUGUGAUUGUGUAAAAUAAAUUGUUUUUUUUUUUAUUUA
Messenger RNA from Tribolium madens (black flour beetle), 3680 nucleotides. RefSeq names its product myelin regulatory factor. Lineage: Eukaryota; Metazoa; Arthropoda; Insecta; Coleoptera; Tenebrionidae. Gene Ontology annotation, cellular component: endoplasmic reticulum membrane; nucleus. The record is from RefSeq and is a predicted model, not a curated record. The transcript has 14 exons. Gene Ontology annotation, biological process: positive regulation of DNA-templated transcription; protein autoprocessing. Gene Ontology annotation, molecular function: sequence-specific DNA binding; DNA-binding transcription factor activity. Bases 138 to 3185 code for a protein of 1015 amino acids.